Molecule: messenger RNA, 3531 nt
Organism: Trifolium pratense (red clover)
Lineage: Eukaryota; Viridiplantae; Streptophyta; Magnoliopsida; Fabales; Fabaceae
Product: histone acetyltransferase HAC12-like
Exons: 13
Coding region: 1-3300 (1099 amino acids)
Biological process (GO): positive regulation of transcription by RNA polymerase II
Cellular component (GO): transcription regulator complex; histone acetyltransferase complex
Molecular function (GO): chromatin DNA binding; zinc ion binding; transcription coactivator activity
Source: RefSeq, a predicted model, not a curated record
AUGCCGCCCAAGGGUUCUCAUCUUGAGAAUACUUGGAUACAAAUGCCAACAAGUUCUUCAUCAUAUGUCUCAAACGUUCCACGGAAGAGAGCCUUUGAUGAAUUAUGCAAUCAAGUAGUGUUGUCCGCAAAUUGGCGUGAUCAUCCUGAUAUGGCAUACAACCGCCGAUGGAUGAGAAACAAAAUUUCAAAAUUGAUCAGUUUUGGAAUUGAGAAUGAGGGAGUUGCAGCUAAGGUGGAAUGGUUUCUAUUUUUGAGUGCUGAUUCAAAGGAAGCAUAUAUGAACCGGGAGACAUUGAAUCAGCGCGUGAAUAUUCAAUUGGAAUAUAGAAAGAUAUAUGGCGUGCAAAAAGCGGAACUAUGUCAGCAUUCUAUUGUUCCUGAGCUGCCUUGUUUACCUGAAUCAAUCACCACAUUUGCUGAUAUGCAUGUGCUUUAUGACUUGUACGUUUCUGGCCGUGGAAGCUAUUUGCCUCAGCAACAUGCAAAUAACGUGGAGACGAAUCUGUCAAAUCAUAGAGAUAGUUUGGGGACUAUGCAGAAUAAUGAGUGUAUGAAGAUUCCUACUGCUGUGGGAAAAUCCCUCCAAUCUGAAGAUUCAAAUUUGAUGUUACCUCAAUUAGUCUCGAUGGAUACUUCGGAGCAUUCCAAUCUUUUUCCUAGAAUGAGGUCGAGCUUAGAACUGAAAGAUACAAUGCAAAAGAGAAGCCAUAAUGAUAAUAAUGAAGCCAUGCUACAACCUACCAAAAGACAGAAAAUGAUGGAUUAUACUUUUGGAGUCUCUUCGUUUAACGAUGCAAGUAUUGAUCAGUCAACUCACGAGAUGGUUCAACCUUCUUUUGAAACACCUUCGGAAGUGAAGCAACAGUUAGAAUUUCCCCUCUUUUCAAUUGAUGGCGAAGUUGACAAAUACAGGGUGGAACAAUUGGCAAAUCAAGUGUUUGAUUCUAUGGACAUUAGUAGCGUAAACAACAAUGUGAUGGUUAAUACACUUGGAGAAACUUACGAGACUGACACGUUUCCUUCUAACGGCUUAGAAGCUGGUCAAAUAUCAGAUGAGCCAGACUGCAUAAUGAUAGACAGCAGAAACUCAGCGGAAAUCGACAGUAUGCCUACUUGCAGGAAUGAACUUAUUAUUAUUGAUGAUGAUGAUGAGGAGGACAUACAAGGAAGAACUGGAUUCAACCAGGAGGGGAUAAAUGCUAAAAAGGAAUUCGGUGAGCCAAAAUAUGAUCAAGAGAAACAAGAUAUUGAAAGCAAUGGUGUGAUAUACAGCAGCAAAUCAACGGAAAUUGAAAAUGGAUCGAAUUCCAAUAUGCAUUCUCUCAUAAGCAAGGUUCCUAUUCCUAUUGUUGUAGAAGACAAACCAGACACAACUGGUUUCAACUCGGAGGGGACAGAUGCUAAAAAGGAAGUCGGUGAGGCAAUUGAUAAUCAAGAGAAGCAAACAAAAUCCUCAAAAAGAAUAGAUGAUGCUGUUUCUUUGAUCGAUUUGUUCACACAUGAUCAAAUAACAAACCAUAUUAGUAGUUUUGGAGAGCAAUCUAAUCAGGUUUGUACACCAACUUCCUGCACUACAACUGCGAGCAACACAUGCCAAUUAUGUGCAACGGAACAUCUCUCCUUUGAACCAGUAACAAUUUUUUGCUUAUGUUGUGAGAACCCCAUCAAGAAAAAAGCACACUUUUUCUGUAGAAAAGGAGAAGAAUUUGAUGCAGAUCAAUGCUUUUGCUCCCACUGCUAUACGAGAUUUAAGGGUGAUUGCAUCGAAUUCAAUGGGACAUAUGUUUCUAAGCAAAGUCUCGAAAAAAAGAAAAACGAUGAAUUAUAUUUUGAACCGUGGGUUGAAUGCAAUAAAUGCAAAAUAUGGCAGCACCAAAUAUGUGCACUCUAUAACAAGAAAAGAGAUUUGGACUGCAAAGCUGAGUAUAUAUGUCCUUUCUGCCGUUUAAAAGAAAUUGAAAAUGGAAUGCAUGUUCCCUUACCGAAGAACACUGUUUUUGGUGCUAAGGCCUUGCCUAAAACCAUGCUUAGUGACCACUUAGAGAAAAGACUUUUUGAGCGUCUCAUGCAAGAGAGAGCAGACUGGAAUAACGAUAAAGGGAAGAAGAAUUCUGAUAAGGUAAUACCGAAUACUGAAGAAAGUCUUUCUAUUAGAGAAGUGUUAUCUGUCGACAAACAAUUGAAAGUGAAGAAGCAGUUUCUGGACAUCAUUCCAAAGGAGAAUUACCCUUCUGAAUUCUCUUACAGAUCAAGAGUUAUUCUUCUAUUUCAACAGAUUGAAGGAGUAGAUGUAUGCAUAUUUGCAAUGUAUGUCCAGGAGUUUGGCUUGGAAUGUGGCAAUCCAAAUAAACAUUGUGUAUAUAUUUCAUAUCUUGAUUCUGUCAAUUACUUUACUCCUCGAAGAAUGACUAAAAAUCAGGAAGCUCUCCGUACCUUUGUUUACCAUGAGAUAUUGAUUGGGUACCUUGACUUUUGUAAGAAAAGAGGUUUCACAACUUGCUACAUAUGGUCCUGUGCUCCUCAAAAAGGGCAGGGUGAUUACAUUCUAUAUUGCCAUCCAAAAACUCAAAAGAUUCCAACAGAUGCUAAGCUACGGGAGUGGUAUCUUUCAAUGCUAACAAAAGCUUCUAAGGAAAAUAUCGUUGUUGGUUUAACCAACAUAUAUGAUCAUUUCUUUGUUUCUACUGGAAAUCGGCACUCCAAGAUAACAACGGCUCGUUUGCCGUACUUUGAUGGAGACUACUGGUCUGGUACUGCUAUGACUCAAGCCGAGGACAUUGAAGAAAAGUGUGGAGGAGAGUACGAAUCGACAUUGAAUAAAGUAAUGAAAACUAGAUCUUUAAAGGCCAUGGGACACAUCCAUCCUUCCAAAGGCAAUGCCAAAGAUAUUCUGGUGAUGCAUAGACUGGACCAAGCUAUAUUGCCUAUGAAGAAAAACUUCAUUGUAGCACACUUGCAGUAUUCAUGCAUGCACUGCUGUAAACCAAUAGUGUCUGGGAAGCGAUGGUUUUGCACUAAAUGCAAACUAUUUCAAGAGUGUGAAAGAUGCCACAACUCUGAUUUACACACUUCGAUUAAUGGCGAGGUGCAUAGACUUUCUAAGGUCCUUGUGGAUGAUAUCCCCUUCAACACUAAACAAAAUGAUAUCAUCAUUGAGAAUGAAGUAUUUGAAAAUAGGAAUAAUUUUUUGAGCUUCUGCCAGAAGAAUUGGUUUCAGUUUAACACACUCCGCCACGCCAAGUAUUCCUCAAUGAUGAUCCUCUAUCAUCUAAACAACAGUACUUUGCAGACUGUUUGAACAGAGCUCAAAAUGUCAUCAAGUUUUCAGAUUGCCGAUUGCCAUCAACACGAUUACUCAACAACACCAUGCAUGUCUAUCUGAGAAUCAGGAGAGGAGUAAACCUUCAGAUUUCGGCGCUGAUACGCAGAUGCAGGAACUGCUGGAGAUUUUGCAGCAUGAAUCUCAAUGUUGAUCUACUAAAACUCAAAUAUGCUGUUAUCUAAACUUUGUUCAUCUUAAAAUGAUGUU